Messenger RNA from Pogoniulus pusillus (Red-fronted tinkerbird), 749 nucleotides. Its product is annotated as putative hydro-lyase KRH_21160. The transcript has 2 exons. The record is from RefSeq and is a predicted model, not a curated record. Bases 96 to 350 code for a protein of 84 amino acids. Lineage: Eukaryota; Metazoa; Chordata; Aves; Piciformes; Lybiidae.
GGGGACGGAGGCGGCGGCGGCAGGGACAGAGCCGGGCGCUGGCGGAGUGCAGCGGGCUGCCUAGCCGCCAUCUUCCGCCGACCCUUCUGACAGAGAUGGGCCCGCAGCCUGGCUCAACUACGGAGGUCGCCGCUCCCUGCUCUCAGGGAACAGGAGGGCCGCCACCCGCCGGCGGGCGGGGCCGGGGCGGACGAAUUCGGGCCCGGCCCCCUGCGUCCCGGCCGCCGGGGAGCCGCCGAGAGCGAGCGCCAGCGCCAGGGGGCGCCGAGUGGCGCCGGUGCCGGUGCCGGCCCGGUUGGGUCGGGGCGGAGAGAGGUGCGCCGCAGGCCAGAUGUGAAACUAAGGAAUGAUCCUGCCUUGCCUGUCUCUUCACCAGAGAGUUCUUUCUCAAAAACAUGGAAUCAAACGUGGGUAAGCACAAGUAUGUACUGCUCUCACUUAAUUUAUGGUAUGGCUAGGAAGAAAGAUACGUUAAGGGCAAUGUUUAUGGACACUUGUUUUUUCCACCCUCCUUCCUUCCUCUUCUCUGCGUUAAUUUCAGGGAUAGUAAAUUAUGCAAUUCCUUCAGACUUUUGAAGGCAAACAACAACUGAACGUUGCAAAUGGACAAGAAGACAGAGUUUGCUAAUUAAUGCUAGCAUGUAUUGUUUGUAAAUGUGACUGUGAUUUGAGGAAUGUCCUUGUGCUAACAGAACACCAGCAAGACUGACUGUUCAAUUCAAGCGAAUUAAACAGCACUAGCUGAACAA